This is a messenger RNA of Dracunculus medinensis (Guinea worm), 372 nucleotides long. NCBI's taxonomy places the organism in Eukaryota, Metazoa, Nematoda, Chromadorea, Rhabditida, Dracunculidae. The record is from the annotation of a GenBank genome assembly.
AUGUUCAAAAAAUUUCCACAUCUUCGAUCAUAUUUCGCUGGACGAGAAAAUUAUGCUCCUGAAGAUGUUCAAAACGACCCGUUUUUCAAGGUCCAAGGCAAAAAUAUUCUCUUAGCAAUUCAUCUUAUUGCAUCUACCAUCGAUAAUGAGCCAACUUUUAAAGCGUUAGCUCAUGACUUACUUGAUCGUCAUCUCCGUCGCAAUAUCAUCUUGGAUCCCACAUUGUGGAAGGAUUUCUGGCCAAUUUUCACGGAAUUCCUUGCAACCAAAACUACAGUCACACAAGAAAUGAAGGAUGCUUGGAAAGAAGUCGGUAAUGCUUUCGCAGAAGUGAUCAAUGAAUAUCGAAAGGAAAAAGAAUCAAAAGAAUGA